This is a messenger RNA of Suillus paluster, 367 nucleotides long. RefSeq lists its product as uncharacterized. The record is from RefSeq and is a predicted model, not a curated record. NCBI's taxonomy places the organism in Eukaryota, Fungi, Basidiomycota, Agaricomycetes, Boletales, Suillaceae. The annotation marks the transcript as partial. The transcript has 3 exons.
CACUGUCCUUGACAUCCUGGAUGGCCCAUACAACUUCCAGAACCAUGUGUCUUGGACUUAUGCUGCGACGAGUUGCAUACGGGAAGAACACGUCCACGUCUGCGACUGAUCUCGAAGUUAUCGAGGAUAGUCAACUCAACAGGAGAAUUGGUGCAAUCCUCCGCCCUGGUGCCUGCCUGGUGGACUCGAUCCCUUGGCUCAAAUACCUUAGGUAUGGCUGGGAUUUAAGACGGGGUUUGAGAGAAGCGUGAAAGAGCAAAUGAGCGAUGUGGACAUCGGCCCUUCGUUCGCGAAAUAUAUGCUAGAAAGUGGUCAUCUCUAUGAUUUGUCAGAGGCUGAGAUAGCCUCUCUUGCUAGGGGCUUUAAG